ACUCUCUCUCUCUCUCUCUCUCUCUCUCUAAAAAAUACAUACUAAAACCCCAUUUUCAUUCAAAGCAGCAGUUCUCACUCUCGCAUCCCUUUCAUUUUCAACGCUUUUGCAGGGAAUUUAACUGAGAGAGAAUGACUGAAGGGAGGAGGGUGAAUAUUAUGCCAGUGGAGCUUGCGAUUCAGAGAGAGCUAACAUAUCGGAAGAAAGUAGCAAGUUUGCAGUUGCAAUCUGAUGACUUCUUGAAAGAACUUUUGCCUUUACAGGUGUUAUCUUCAAGUCCAUAUCAAAGGCUAAAUCCAUGGUUAGGGCAUAAUUCAGGCUUGAGUGCAAAACCCAGUCUUGCUCUGGGGUCAUCUUUUCAGGGGCAAUCUUCAACUCCAAGUCCAAGGUCAUUGCCAGCUCCAAGUGAGAUUCCAAGUCGAGGACCAGAGCCAAGUGGAAUUUCAAGUCCCAGUGUGGUUCCAUCGUAUCAAUUAUCAUCUUCGAUUCCAAAUAUCAGUCCAAGGCCAUUGCAAACGCCAAGUCCAAGAUCCCUUCGGGGACCAAGUCAGAUUUCAAGUCCAGGGCAUGGAGCAACCGUGAUUUCAAGUCCAGAUGUGGUCCAAUCAUAUCAAGUGUUAUCUGCAAAUCCAGAUCCUAGUUUUAGGUCAUUACCAGCACCAAGUCAGAUUCCAAGUCCAAGUCCACGGCCAAUGCCAAAUUUGAUUUCUCAACCAACUCACUCAGGCAUAAAGAGAAGAGCAACAACUGGCAGCCUCCAGUGCCUUCCACCUGAUCAGCAGCCACGAGCAUCUCAUAAUACUUGCAUAACUAAAGAUCUAGUGGGGAAUUUAUAUUGCAAGGUCUGCCAAGUGCAUUGCUCAGGUGCCUUAAAUCUCAAGCAGCGCCUAAGAGGUCACAAGCACAAGGCGAAACUGAAACGGCUGCAACUAAGAAGGAAUUAUGGCAGAGAGAAACAAGACCAGCUACCAAGAUGCGAGCUAUGUCAAAUUUGGUGCAUGGAUGAAGAAGGGUUGAACAUGCACUUAAAGGGUCAGAAGCACAAGGCUAGGCUACAUGAGUUGAAGCUGGGCAUAGAAAAUGGUGGAGAGAAAACCUCACAGCGGCUUUGGUGUGAACUGUGUCAAGUUCCCUGCAUGAAUCAACACACAUUCGAGCAGCAUCUGAAGGGGAAACAACAUGUAAGUCGCCUGGAGAAAAAGAAGGUCGAGGAGGAAGAAGCUGAACCAUUGAAGCUUGACUUUGAAGAAAUGGAAUGGAAAAUUGUCUCGUGAAGUCCAACAAGCUCCUCUUGCUGGCAAGAAAAUUGUUGAAUCUGGAGAACCUGCUAGCCCUGUGUUUUAUUCCUCUUGACAUUGUGCUAAGCGCGCACACACACACACACACACACAUGCACACAACAUCACUUUCAAGCCUA
This is a messenger RNA of Ilex paraguariensis (yerba mate), 1417 nucleotides long. The record is from the annotation of a GenBank genome assembly. Lineage: Eukaryota; Viridiplantae; Streptophyta; Magnoliopsida; Aquifoliales; Aquifoliaceae.